AUGAUAAAUUCUAGUAACUGUUUACAUCGCAACCAAAAAGUGGAGAAUCUCCUGAAGCUGUGUAGAACCCUAAAACAGCUGCAUCAGCUUCACGCUCAAUUCCUCACUUCCGGCGGAAACUCUAAUGGUUUCAACCGGAGCUCUGUUUUCGCCAAUAUCCUCUUCGCUAUCACCUCUAUCUCACCGCCGGCGCCGAACGCGGUCGUGAGAUAUGCGUCGUCAGUUUUCAAAUCCAUCACUAACCCAUCGACGUUUUGCUUCAAUUCGAUCAUCAGAGUUUACACUCUCCACGCGCCGUCUCUGUCCCCUCACCGUUUCUUCGUCCAGAUGCGACGUCGCUCUGUUCCUCCCGAUUUCCACACAUUCCCUUUCGUAUUCAAAGCUUGUGCAAAGAGCAACGCUAGUCUCACAUUAGCCAAGACGCUGCAUUGUCAAGCUUUGCGAUUCGGAUUGUUAUCUGAUUUGUUCACAUUGAACACUCUGAUUCGCGUUUACUCAUCGAACACCUCGAUCAAUAGUGCCUUGCAGCUGUUCGACGAAAAUCCUCAGAGAGACGUUGUCACGUACAAUGUGUUGAUCGAUGGGUUAGUGAAGGCCCGCGAGGUUGUUCGUGCACGAGAGCUGUUCGAUACAAUGCCGUUUCGCGAUUUGGUAUCUUGGAACAGCCUCAUCGCUGGGUAUGCUCAGAUGAAUCAGUGCAGAGAAGCGAUCAACCUCUUCGACGAAAUGAUCGGUUCAGGUUUCAAACCGGAUAACGUCGCGAUUGUCUCGACUCUUUCAGCUUGUGCGCAAACAGGGGAUUUGGAGAAAGGGAAAGCUAUUCAUGAUUACACGCAAAGGAACAGACUUUUCGUAGACUCGUUUUUAGCUACCGGAUUGGUUGAUUUCUACGCGAAAUGUGGUUUCAUCGAUACAGCGAUGGAGAUCUUCAGCGUAUGUUCAGAUAAAACUCUGUUCACGUGGAAUGCGAUGAUCACUGGUCUUGCGAUGCACGGUAACGGAGAGCUAACAGUUGAUUACUUCUAUAGGAUGGUUAGUUCUGGUGUUAAACCAGAUGGAGUAAGCUUCAUAAGCGUUUUAGUUGGUUGUAGCCAUUCUGGUUUAGUUGAUGAGGCCAAGAGACUUUUCGACCAAAUGGGAUCUUUGUAUGAUGUUGAGAGAGAGAUGAAGCAUUAUGGUUGUAUGGCGGAUUUGCUUGGAAGAGCAGGGUUGAUCGAGGAAGCAGCGGAGAUGAUUGAGCAAUUGCCUAGAGAUGGAGGAAACAGAGAGAAGCUCUUAGCGUGGAGCGGUUUGUUGGGCGGGUGUAGGAUCCAUGGGAACAUUGAGGUCGCAGAGAAAGCUGCAGAGAGAGUUAAGGCGUUGAGUCCUGAGGAUGGAGGAGUUUAUAAAGUGAUGGUGGAAAUGUAUGCUAAUGCAGAGAGAUGGGAGGAUGUGGUUAGGGUUAGGGAAGUGAUGGAGAGUGACGAGAAAGUUAAGAAGAAUGCUGGAUUUAGUAAAGUUUUGUCCUAA
Messenger RNA from Microthlaspi erraticum, 1509 nucleotides. NCBI's taxonomy places the organism in Eukaryota, Viridiplantae, Streptophyta, Magnoliopsida, Brassicales, Brassicaceae. The record is from the annotation of a GenBank genome assembly.